UAUUCUGGACGUAAAAGGGUACAAGAAACACACACUAUCCCAAAGUGGUAUUAAGCACACUAAAGAGAAAAAGUUUUUUAGCUGUGUUAGUACAUUACCCUUCCAGAAUACAAAAAAAGAAGAUUCCCUCAGACCGCGAAAGGACGCUUGGUAAGUCAGAAAAAAAAAAAACGCAAAACAAAGGAAAAAGGAAUGAAAAAAAAAGAGCGAAAGGCUUGUAGCGACUCCGCCUUGAAGUUUGCGCAUCGGCCUGCCGUGACAUCAUGAAUUUCUACCCCGUCUGCUCGGGCCUAAGUAAACAUUUAUCGGUGAACUUGAACUGCAUUGUAUUUUAUAAGAGCCAAAUACUGUAUUUAGGAAUGUUCGAGAACAUUUAGCGAGGAGCCAGCGACCCAAGUGCAAAAAAAGAAAAAGAAAAUUAAAUGCGUGACAUCACACUGCAGUAUCAACCCUUAGGUCACCGCGCGAAAUUUGAAAAAAAAAAAAAAAAAUAUUGAACUUUCACCUUCGCUUCUUCUAGUAAUCAAUCUAUGAGCACGAAAUCAACGAAAAUAUAGUUCUUUAAGAAUGUCCUGUCAAGAUACACCGAUUUAUCGUUUCUCUUUUUGAUGUCCGUUUAAGCCGCAUUCAUCGAGAAAUGCCAUCUCUGUGCGAGGUUUGAGCGCUAACGAGCCCGCGGUUUAGACUGAAGAGUCAUUUACACCUGGCGCCCCUGUUUACGCAAUAUUUCAUAUAUAAGUUUACCGUACCGCCACUGCUUGCAGAAGGCCCGUUCGUGGCCGAAUCGCCAGCUGCGAAACAAGGAGUCCCAGAGGCCGUGACGGCGGCGGAGCAGCACAGGGAAGAGUAUUCGGAAGGAGGCGCUACUGCUUCGACUGUACAGAUGUUACCUGUCCUGUCUUACCUGUGCUUUCCCGUGGUGACGUACCAGCCGUGUACUGUUCAAGUGCCGUCGGCAACCGAGUUCCCGCCGGAUUCGCUACCUUACGACGGGUUGACGGGGACGCAGGAGCAGCCGAAAGAGGACCACUGGGAAGAAGUACGCCCGUCGGCGACGUACUUUUCGUCGGCAUCGGACGGCUGCAACAACGUCACGACGAACGAGGAGGACUGGUGGAAAGAAGAGAGCUUAGAACAACUUGGUCAGUGGACGACGGACUUUACUCUGGCGUCGCAACUGUACCACGAGUCGCUACUACCGGAGGAUCGGGAAAAAGAAGAGGAUUGGGAGAAGCAGUGCCAACCGCUGUCGGACUUUACGCUGAGUUCGCAGGCGUACAGUGAGGCGAUGGUUCCCGAGGUACAAGACGACGAGUGGAAACAAGACUUCCCGGUUCAAUCUUUAGCGGCCACGUCAACCCCCUUCGGCGUGAUGACGUCAGAGUGGCAGGGAGGAGACGAAGAUUGGGAACCAGAGUGCACUUCGAUAUUGGCCAUCGGGUCCUCACUGCCGACUGACGGCUACUACGGUGGAGCGGUGACGGAUGUGCCGACAAGUGAGGAGGAGGACUGGUAUCAAGGACGCCCUUUGGCGACUGAGUUUACGGCGACAGCGGAGAAGUUUGACGGGACAGCGACGUCUGUGGAGUUCACGGAAGAAGAAAAUUGGGAAACAGAAAUAGUACCCGGACAGCCAGGUUACGUGCCGCAGGUGUCAACCUUCUUCCAGCGUAUGCGUCACAGGUCCCACCGACAGAGGCGACGCCUCUACCGGGAGCAGGCGGCGCAGUACCGGCUGCAGGAGGAAGACCGCACGAAGCCAGGCGGUGACGACGCAGCUAUGCAGGCCAGCGGACAUCGCCCUUCGGACGGUAGCGGUCCCUCCAGCGAGGGAUUGCCUCCACCGGGACCCCCCUGUGCAUCCCGUGCCUGUCGAGACGAGCUGCAGGGCCGUGGCAGCCAGGCGAACCCGGCUGCAGCGAACCGCAUGGAACGGCGCACCAUGGCCGAUGUCGUGCGGUCGCCGGCGCCCCAACCGGCCCAGUCGUCGUCGUCGUCGUCCCAGCCGCCGGCCACUGUCCAGGCGUCUUACCGAGCCGCGGCGGGUGAUCAAGCCGGUGUCCAGGUGGCGCCCGAAGACGGGACCUGGCAGGUGGCAACAUUCCUGCAGGCCGCGUGGACCGUAGUCGCCGGCAGCGAUGGCUGCCUCUUCUAUGAGUCGAAGCGAAAGACCGGAGGCCCAGGGGCAUGAGGAGCGAGACGUGGUUAUCAGCAACGACCUCCAAAGCGCCCGGAGUGAUUGUUCUUUCUAGGGUUUUUUUUUUCUUCUUCAAACUUUUGUGUUCAAGAAGAGCUUUGUGGUACAUGAGUGCGAGGUCCAUUCCACCGGCCGACACUCUCGCGGAACAAUACUCAUGUAAUGAAUUCACUGUGCCUUGAUUCCUGGUGCUUCCUUUCUUGGUGAAGACUUAACCUUUGUAGUCAUUAAAAAAUUAUCCGGGCGGGUCAUUUGUCAGCGGUCGGUUCCCGACUCCGCCUUGCAUUGCAAAUGCAACGCAGAACUUGUAAGACUCCUACAGCCUACUUACUAAUGGAGCGGAUGAUAACUGCCCGUGCUGCGAGCGUCACCGGGCGCUCCUUCAAUUUUCUACUGCCAAAAAAUCCAUGCUCUAAUUCUAUAACUGCGUGGCUUUCUUAGAAGAACGAAACUGCAUCUAGUCGUAUGUACCGCCAUCGUCGAGAGACUUCAGCAGUUCCCAAGCGAAGAAUCUUGUCGAGAAAGCUUUGCCUGCCUUCAUCUGUUGCUUCCCCAGUGUGGUGACAAUAAGCAAGUUCAUGUUAUUUCUAUUUUCACCUAGCGCCUUCAGUUACCACCUUUGCUUGCCGGUUUAGUUUGUUCUAUCGUGGCAGUGUGUUGGGGGUCAGACUCCUGACAAUGUUUUCGCAUAUAUCCCCGAGGCUCUUCAAGAGGUCUUUCGGCUCCAAGCACCGAUUGUACGCGUGUCGAAGCCUUGUGGCCUGACGCCGUGUGACGGUGCGCCCUGAGGCGCGUUAUCUUAGGGUCUGUUCGACACUGGUAAAUUUAUGUUAGAGAAUAAGGUGUUCCGAUCCGUUUUGAGGAAUAAGCUUGUCAGCAUUACGGUGUGAAGCGGCGUCAAGCGCUUCUGCAGCUCUUAGUAUACAUGAUUGGCGGUUGUUACGAUGGCUUAAGUUUGCUACCAAUGCGCCUUUUUUGUAAUUUAUGAUUACGAAAUCUCGCUAGGUAAUCAAAAAAUGACCUUCGGUGCUCACAUUUGUGACGAGUUCUUAGAGCUUUCGUUCUAGCGCGUCUGCUUUUUGUAGUUUCUAAAGGAAUUGCUAACAUCCUGCGUAAAUCAUGCUUGUUGGUUAAGUGCAUAGGGGUGAAAAAUUCAGAGACACCUAGAGUUUCGUUGCAUCUAUUCAAGAUAUCAUGCGUAACGUAGCUUGGGCCCUUUGCCAAGUCUGUUCUAACUUUACUGGUGAUCCCCGGAAUAUAGUACCUACUCUACCGUUUGUCGCCGCUCUACCGUUUGUCACCCGCGUUGACAUUUUUUUUUCACAGUUCUUUUUGGCCUCUCGAGCGAUGACGCCGCUAAUCGUUACCCUUCUGUGAUAACUGGAUGUGAUACGUAUGUCUGGCUUACCUGUGAUGCCUUCAUCGCGAUGAUAUAAAUUCUCUGUGAUACCUUUAUGGUGGGGUCGCUGCCACGUUGUAGAGAACACGUGAAGGCUCUUUGUGCUGCUGAAAGCCGAGCGUUUCAUCGAACCGUAAGGCAUGGCUGUGCUGAAGGAACAGAUCGAGGUGUCUUAGGACUCUGCCACUGCCUCCGCGGAAUAUGCACUACGACGUUUUCAGCGUUGGUCUUUCGCCGUCGUUGUCUUGGGCUGCGGUGUAAUUUGGCUCUGCGCCUGAUGAGAGAUCACGUUGGACUGCGUCACAGAUCCGGCGAGGAAGAAUAGUGUGACGAAGGCUGUUUCUGCUGAAUGUGCUUGCGGUUUUGCGUUUCUGAAUAGGUAACGGGCAUGGACAGCGUGUUCCGGCCAUUGCUGUCAUGUGGGAAGUGACCUUCACGAUUGCGUUCAAGUGGGACGACGUCAAGAAUAUAGUGUCGGUUGCCCCACCUAUUCCUUCCUUCUUUUUACACAUUUUGUUCGUAGGUUUUUUUUUCGGCUGCCGGGUACAGUCUAGAAAAUGUUAGAUUAUGCAGAAUUUUCGGACACAGAUUGUUGCUCAGAGAGAACGCCUGGCAAUGUAAAGGGACUUGUUAGAUCUUGAAGACUUAUGAAAAGUGUUAAGUUUAGUGAAAUGUUUUUACCUUUAUUGCUGGCGAAUGUGUGUGUAUGACUUGUUUCUGUGGGGUAUGGCCUUUGUAUGUUUUAAAUAAAAGGGUAGUGCAAUAAUUAUCAA
Molecule: messenger RNA, 4369 nt
Organism: Dermacentor andersoni
Lineage: Eukaryota; Metazoa; Arthropoda; Arachnida; Ixodida; Ixodidae
Source: RefSeq, a predicted model, not a curated record